AUGGAGAUGCCAAGUGUUGUAGUCCGACUAGCAUGUGGCGAAUGCUCGCUGUUGGUAAAUCCCCAAGGGACGCUUUUGAGCAAGACGUUUGUGAGUCCGAUCCUUUCUGUUCGGGCGUUGCUAGCUCUUGGCUACAAGGUGGAGUGGGAUUCUUCUCGUUGUAGAAUUUGGCAUCCUUCGCGGGGUGUAUUGGAUACGGAUGUUAGCACUGGUUGCCCGGAAAUCUCUGAGCAGAAGGCCUUGGAACUUAUCGGGGAAUAUGAGGCUUUGGUGCAGCGCGGGGAGAGUCGUUGUGCACGACUGCACUGUUUGAUGAAGGAUUUAGCUGGAUUGAGUAAUGCUGAGCUUGCUGAUGUGAUUGUUCGUCGGGAUGUGCACUCAGACGCAGCUGUAAAGAAGCUGGUUGAGAAAGUGUUUGGGGAUACGCCUAGUGAUUUGAGGGAGCAGGCGGUUGCAUCUGUGCAAGAUCCAGCUGGUGAGUCUUUCACAUGGAACAGAAGGAUGCGGAGGAAGUUUGAGCGUGCGAAAGGCCUAGUUGUUCAUCUGUUCUGUGGUGAGGGCAGAAAGGCUUUUGAUCGAGUGUCCGAGAAACACGGGCUAAUCCAUGUGCCGGUUGACACAGCCGAAGACCUGUUGGCGGAAGGUACCUAUCAGUAUUUGCUCAGGCAGGAUUGGUUAGAAGAAGCCAAAACUCAGUUUCUUCCGAAAGUGGAGAUGAUAGACUUCGUAUACACUGAAGCUGUGGAUUCGAAGAAGCAACAAGUCGUUGCAGGUGCCAUUAGCCGUAUGUACGCACGAGCAAUAUCAGACGGGUUGAGCGUCCAACGUAUCCAUACGGACAGGGGAAAGGAGUACCGGAACUCCGCAUUGGAUGCCUUCUGUCAAAAGCUCGGAGUUCAUCAUACAUAUGCAAUGGCAGAGGAACACCAGACCAAUGGUCGCGCGGAGGGGGCUAUAUUGAAGAUCAAAAAUCGAACGAGGGCGAUCCUCGAAGGAUCAGGGCAAGAUGAUCUUUCAGAGUGGCCAUUGGCGGCGAAAUUGGCGUCGUAUCACUUGCGAUCUGAAGCUCGCAAGAAGUUGCGGAUGCCGUGUGAGCCGACAGUCGUGGCGGCGUGGAGUUUGGAGUUCGAGAACUACCACGGCUGUCACAAAAUGUCCCUCUUCGGAAACUUCGAGGGGGUGGGUGGUGAAAACGGCCGAGGGUCCUUGUAUGAAGCAGGCAGUUGGGAGCCAAAGGACGUGGCGUCCCUUGCAGUUGCCAUGUCGAAGCACGUACAACAGGUAGAAGCCGUGCUAGAGGGAACCAUGAGUCAUCAGGUGUUGAACGAGAGUUGUGGCUCAGGGUUGAUUGGUGACACGGGCGAGGCUUCAGGUCUUGAGAUUCUUCCACCUCCGCGACCCAAGGCUACUGUUAGCGAAGAGUUUCCUGAGUGGUGUCCAGCUGGUGUGUACAUAGCUUGCCUUGUUGCGGAACUUCGGGCGCUUUACAUGAAGCUUCAAGGUGAUGAGGCGGAUACCUGCUCAGGUGAGGCUCAAAAGGGCCAUGGGGAAGUGGAUGCUUCGGUUUCUGGUGAAGCUGUAGGGUGCUCAGACUUUGAGUGGGAUGAUGACUCUCAGGAUGUCAAGAUGUACCAGGUGCCAGAUUGCAUCAAACCACUGCGUCCAUGUCAUUCGUCGGAUGUUGGGGAUAGCUGCUACACACUGGAGCGAGUGGAUUGGCCUAUGUGUGUCAACGUAGCUGAUGAGAUGCAGGAGUUGGCUGAGGUGCAUAGGGCCAUGUGCAGCUUGUUGGAUGGGCAGUCUGAGGAAGUAGAUGGCCAGUGUUGCAGUUGUGAGGCUCAGUGGCUUGACGAAGUUCAGGGUUUGGAGCAAGAGCUUCAGAGGAUGAAGGGAUUAGAAGAUAGUCUGCUGUUGUCCUCCGAGGGUCCAAUUCUUAAAAGUAUUGAACUGUGUGUGGACAAUGAGGUGGAGGCUGAGGCCUGCCAGUUAGACAGGAAGAGCGAGGAGUGCAUGCUGGGAUCCGGGAGUCUAAAGGCUGUUCAAAUGGACGAUGAUGAUCCACCACCUCUUCAGUCGAAGAUUGUAGCGCAGGACCAGGUUCGACGUGAGCUUGGUAAGUGGCGUGGAUCUAUGGGGGAGGAAGUAGAGUCGUUAGUUCAGAAGACUGAAGCAGUUGAAGACUUGACAGACGACCAGUAUCACAAGCUGGUGGCGGAUCCAGGCGUGCAUGUGGAACUGAUUCCAGGAAAAAUGGUGUAUGUUUGGAAAUCCACUGGACGUCGUAGGGCGAGAAUGGUGGGAUGUGGCAACUUCUGUGACAACGAUGGCAGCACUCAGAAGGCAGAUCUUUUUGCGAGUGGGGCUGGUGCGGAGUCCAUUCGAAUGAUGAUCCGCAAGUGUACUCUGGAACCAUCUUGGCAUCUGGUCUCGGUUGAUGUGAAAACAGCUUUUCUCCAGGCGCCGCUUAUGGAAAUGCAGAAGGAUGGUAAGGAGAAGGUCACAGUCGUUAAAGUUCCGAGCAUAUUAAGGGAAGCGGGUGUUACUGCUACCAAGUACUGGAAAGUCAAGAAAGCUCUUUAUGGUCUGAACUCGGCGCCGCGCUCGUGGAGCCUUCAUAGAGACCGGGUGAUGACGGAUCUUCGGAUUGAGUAUGGUGAUGGCAUCUUGAGGCUUCGAAAGCUAAAGGAGGACGCCAAUCUCUGGCAGAUUCUCAAGUAUCCACGGGAGGGCAGAGAUCCUGAGAAAGAAGCCGGUGAAGCAGGAGGACAGUGCCUCGGGAUUAUAGCCUUGUACGUGGACGAUAUCUUAGUUGCGUCGGAAAAGGACGUUGCCCAAGCUGUAGUUCGCGGACUGGAAUCAAAUUGGGAAUUGUCAACCCCGGACUGGGUGUCGGAGGAAGGAGAUUGCUUGAAGUUUGCAGGCUUCGAGCUGGAAAAAACCAGUCAAGGGAUUCGUCUUCAUCAGGAGAGCUACACCAAGGAUAUCCUAGAACAGUACCAAGACACAAUCCCGGGUGUGGAACGUACACCAGCUGUCAAGACUGUUGAAAGUGAGGAACCGGUGGAUCGUUCGGAACAGCUGGAGUGGACGAAACGUGCACAAUCAUUGAUUGGACAGUUGCUCUGGCUUGCGGGGAGGACCCGUCCUGACAUUGCUUAUGCUGUGAAUCUUGCUGCUCAGAGGAUAGUGCCAUCUCCGGGUGAGGCGGUUGCUCGCGCAGAACACUUGAUCAGGAGCGCUGAUAUUCUGGGCCUCGUGCAGGCAGACUCUCAUAGCGUCCCAUACUGCUGA
Molecule: messenger RNA, 3291 nt
Organism: Symbiodinium sp. CCMP2592
Lineage: Eukaryota; Dinophyceae; Suessiales; Symbiodiniaceae
Source: the annotation of a GenBank genome assembly